Scaptodrosophila lebanonensis is the source of this 479-nucleotide messenger RNA. RefSeq names its product transmembrane protein 141. Bases 135 to 446 code for a protein of 103 amino acids. The transcript is spliced from 2 exons. NCBI's taxonomy places the organism in Eukaryota, Metazoa, Arthropoda, Insecta, Diptera, Drosophilidae. The record is from RefSeq and is a predicted model, not a curated record.
AAAGAAGUUUAUCAUAACUUUGAAGGCUGCCGGUAAACAAUCCACCCGCCAGUGCUGCCCCCAACUAUUAAGAAACAGCUGUAGUGUCGGCAUUUGCAUUAUUCUGAUAGUUAUGUUAAAAAACCAUAUAAAAUAUGAAUGAUAUAAGGCGUUUGAAAGAGCAACAACGCGAAAAACAUCCUGGAUUUGACUCCUAUAUGGAUUGCAUGACCCGCUCUCUUUUUUCCGGACUUGCCGCCUUUUGCUUAGGUUUCUCGGGAUCGUAUUUUACACAAAAGCUUAUACAAACUAAAAUACGUUACCCCGUAAAGUACAACAUACUGCUGUCCUCACUUCUGGCCACAGGUAUUUCAUAUCAGGUAACCUCAACACGGACGAAGUCUUGUCAGUCGCGGUGGAUGGCAUUCGAAGAGAAACACUCUAUUCUAAAGGAGGAACAGUUUUAAAACAUUUUAUAUAUAUAUAGCGUAUAUAUAUAG